Messenger RNA from Anolis sagrei ordinatus, 4353 nucleotides. RefSeq names its product refilin A (gene RFLNA). Gene Ontology annotation, biological process: skeletal system morphogenesis; negative regulation of bone mineralization involved in bone maturation; negative regulation of chondrocyte development. Gene Ontology annotation, cellular component: actin filament bundle. Gene Ontology annotation, molecular function: filamin binding. Lineage: Eukaryota; Metazoa; Chordata; Lepidosauria; Squamata; Anolidae. The record is from RefSeq and is a predicted model, not a curated record.
AGGAGGUCCUAAGGAAGAGGGAGCAGGCUGGUUCCCCGCUGCUCCCAGGGCUAGGACACAACGGAGCCAUGGCUUCCAAGGGCAGGGAAAGGAGAUCCCACCUGAACGUUAGGAUAGGCUACCAGGGAGUCUUUUUCUUUGGAGGCUUUUCUUUGCAGGCUAUCUGUCGGGAGGGAUUUGACUGUGCUUUUCCUGCCUGGCAGAAGGGGGUUGGACUAAGUGGCUCUUGGAAUCUCUUCCAACUCUAGGGCCCCUUCCACACAGCUGAAUAACAUCCCACAUUAUCUGCUUUGAACUGGAAUAUAUGGCAGUGUGGACACAAAUAACCCAGUUCAAAGCAGGUCUUGUGGGAUUUUCUGCCUUGGGAUUCUGAGGCCCCUUCCACACAGCUGAAUAACAUCCCAUAUUAUUUGCUUUGAACCGGAAUAUAUUGCAGUGUGGACACAAAUAACCCAGUUCAAAGCAGAUCUGCCUUGGGAUUCUGAGGCCCCUUCCACACAGCUGAAUAACAUCCCACAUCAUUUGCUUUGAACUGGAAUAUAUUGCAGUGUGGACCCAGAUAACCCAGAGCCCUUCCACACAGCCCUAUAUCCCAAAAUAUCAGGGCAGAAAAUCCCACAUUAUCUGAGUGUUGAGUUAGAGAACCCAGCUCAAAGCAGAUAUUGUGGGAUUUUCUGCCUUGAUAUUCUGGGAUAUAGGGCCCCCAGUUCAAAGCAAAUCUUGUGGGAUGUUUUGCCUUGAGAUUCUGAGGCCUCUUCCACACAGCUGAAUAAAAUCCCACAUCAUUUGCUUUGAACUGCCUUGAGAUUCUGGGUUCUAUGGCUGUGUGAAAGGGCCCUAGGAUUCUUAUUAUGUAUAUGCAAGUAUUCCUACCUUGCCAUCCUUCCUGGGCCUGGAUAUCUGUGGAAGAGGAAAUCCCAAACAUUUCUGAUUCCUACCAUUUUGGGGAUGGAUGGUCAAUUCAUAAUGGGAAGGACUGGAACCCCAGUGAGGCCCCUUCUAGGGCCCUGUCCACACAGCCCUAUAACCCAGAAUAUCAAGGCAGAAAAUCCCACAAGAUCUGCUUUGAACUGGGUUAUCUGAGUCCACGCUGCCAUAUAGUCCAGUUCAGAGCAGAUAAUGUGGGAUUUUAUUCAGGGGCCCUACACUGCCAGCUAAAAUCCAGAUUGUCUGUUUUGAACAGGAUUAUAUGGCAGUGUAGACUCAUAGAAUCCAGUUCAAAACAGAUUAUGUGGAUUACUUAAUAUGAUAAUCUGGAUUAUAUAACAUUGUAUAAGGGACACAGGGUUGUUCCCCCAUGGAGCCCUUCCACAUAGCCAUGUAACCCAGAAUAUUAAAGCAGAAAAUCCCAUAAGAUCUGCUUUGAACUGGGUUGUCUGAGUCCACACUGAGAUUAUGUGGGAUUUUCUGCCUUGAUAUCCUGGGAUACAGGACUGUGUGGAAGGGCCCUUGGUGGGAGUAAAUACUGUAUAUUUGGUGCACUAUUCACAAUAUGAUUGAGUCCAAAGAGUAAAACAGUCCCUAUACGUUUGGACUGUUUGAAAAGGGGUCGGAGGACUGAGGCCGCUUCCACACAGCUGAAGAAAAUCCCACAUUUUCUGCUUUGAACUGGAAUAUAUGGCAGUGUGGACUCAGAUAACCCAAUUCAAAGCAGACAUUGUGGGAUUUUCUGCCUUGAUAUUCUGGGUUAUAUGUCUAUGCGGAAGGGCCUUGAGGCUGGAUCUACACUACCCUCUAUCCCAGGAUUUGAUUCCAAAUGAUCUGCUUUGAACUGGGUUAUAUGAGUCUACACUGCCAGAUAAUCUGGGAUAAGCAGAUAAUAAUCUGGGAUCAGAUCCUGGGAUAGAGGGCCCUUCCAUACAGCCCUAUAUCCCAGAAUAUCAAGGUAGAAAAUCCCACAAUGUUUGCUUUGAACUGGGUUAUCUGAAUCCACACACAGAUAAUGUGGGAUUUCCUGCCUUGAUAUUCUGGGAUAAAGGGCUGUGUGGAAGGGCCCAGAGGGCAGUGUGUCAUUUUGGUUGUGCAGGAAGCCAGCCUGAUGGAAAGGCAAGCAGCUCAUGGAACAAGACAUCUUGCUGGUGGUCAGAAAAAGCAGGUAGUUAGGCAAGCAUUCAGAUUUCUUUUGUUGGUGUUAGGUGCCCUAUUUACCCUUCUCUUACCUUCCAGUGAGUUCAAAACUUCAUAUAUAACUUUCCCUCACCCUGCAGUCCUCUCUCCUGCUCUUCCCAUGGGUAGACACCUGGGGCGCCCAAGGGGCCACAGACUCGCCAGGAGGCUAAGCAGUGUGCCCUCUGCAUGCGCCGCCUUCGUCUGCCUUUCUGCAGGAGGAGGUGGGAUCCCCUCCGCCCGCCCGCCGACUGCCACGGCCCUUGCCUCUCCCCCCACCAGUCAUGGUGGGUCACUUGCAGCUGCAAGGCAUGGAAGGCAGCCUCAAGGAGAAGAACCGAGAAGGUCUGCUUGAUAGCCCGGAUUCAGGGCUGCCCCCCAGCCCCAGCCCACCCUUCUACUCGCUGUCUCCAGGCCUCCUUGAAAACAGAGCUGGCGGCAGCAGUUCCUCUUCCACAGAUAUCCAGACCCACGGGCCUGGGAAGGAUGGCAAGGAAGGAAAACUGAUCCCGUUCGUUCUUUUGAAUGCCUCAACAUCAGAUAUAAGGCCACGGAUGUACCCUGUGUUUUUUGGUGAAAGCAUAGAGGUCAACCCAGAACCAGUGCAAGAAAUUAGGUGCAACUCCGAAGUAAAAUAUGGCUCGGAAAGGCAUUACAGGGAUGAUGUCUUCUACUGCCCAAUGCCCACGGUCACCACCUACAGGGAGACUGUCAUUGCUGCCCCCAACUGCACAUGGCGAAAUUACAAGUCUCAGCUGAUCUUCGAGCCCCGCCAGAAGCCGCUGAGGUUUCAGAGCACAACAAUCAUCUUCCCCAAACACGCCAAGAACAUUUACCGGACCACACUCAACUACAGAUUGGGAUCUGCCAAAAGAUGGUUUGCCUCAAGUGUUCAACUGCAGCUCUGCGAAGAGAACAGCCCAUGCAUUGUCUACACAGAGAACCUUUAAUAUAAUAGCUUGCCUACUGAGAACUUUCCCCCCACUAACAUCAGUGUAAGGCUAAGAACCACACUGGAGGAAGAUGCCUUGUAAGACUUCCCUGCCUUUACCUGAGGGCAUCCAUUAAGUGGCACCAGGGUUCUUAAUUUCCCCCUGCCAUCGAGUAUUGCAUCUACACAAUCCAAGUAUUUUCCCUGUCCAAGAAGCAGCCAAGGGAGAUAUUCAGUGUGAAGUUGCUAAAACUGAUUUUGGUACUUUUCAGGCAAGGAUUUAGCCUGCACUUAAAUGAAACCUGAAUAGGAAGACCCUUCAGUUAUGUGUUUGCCAUUAAAGAACAGUCAGUGCUUUUUUUUAAUGUGUCAGGGAAGGGCUUUUUGUAGCAUGUAGGAUGUUGUUACCAGGCAUUUCCUUGGAGAAGACACUUAGGUCAAAGAAGACCAUCUACUGUUUGGAACUGAGUUUGCAAAGACAUGAGGUAUCUUGUGACAGGCAGGUCACAGCCAUGGGAAACAUUAAUUUCAUCCUGCCAAUGUAACUAGAAACCCAGCACAAUGAUCAUGGUGCCAUGGUUUUGAUCCAUAUACAAGGAGGAUGAAAAGGCAAAUGGUAGCUUUCUUUUUGCUGGUGGUGGGGAAUUCCCAAGGCACUUUGACGGGACCAUUUUUAAAGCCAAGUGUUUAUGUCUUGGCUAAUAACUGCAUUUAUAAUGGAAACCAAGAAGAAGAUACUUUUGGCAGUGUCUACUUUCUAAGGUAGACACACCAUUCCCCAGGUCUAGUUUAAUGUGUUGAGAAAGAAUGUACAUAUGAACUCAUUCCUUUUGGAGGCUGAUUUUUUUUUACAGUCAUUUAAAAAUAAUUGCUUAAAAAGAAAACUUAACAACAAUUUCUUGGGACCAAAGACCUUUACUAUAGAAAGGCCAAGAGUUCCCAAAUCAGGAGCUUGGCUCCACUGGGGUUAUCAAAUGGAAAAAUUAAUUUGUUUGGAUUUGCAGGAUCACAAAUGUAGGCCUCAUCUACACGGCUAUAUAAAAUCCAGAUUAUCUGCUUUGAACUGGAUUAUAUGGCAGUGUAGACUCAUGUAAUCCAGUUCAAACAUAAUGUGGAUUAUCUACUUUGAUAAUCUGGAUGAUAUGGCAGCGUAGACGGACCCUAGUCAAGAUGAAACGAAUUGAUGGUUCUGGAAGUGGGCUUUUGAAGACAGAAUGAAGGGAAGCUGCCCAAGUAAGCAAAAUUCUGCUUGCAAUGCUUGACAGUGAUUCAGUCCAUGUUAAGGAAUAGAAUUAAACCAAGUUGUAUAGAUCUAA